Messenger RNA from Didymodactylos carnosus, 864 nucleotides. NCBI's taxonomy places the organism in Eukaryota, Metazoa, Rotifera, Eurotatoria, Philodinida, Philodinidae. The record is from the annotation of a GenBank genome assembly.
AUGACAACACGCCAAAGAGCAUUGUAUAGACCAAUAUCGGAUUUAGAAAUCGAAGUUAUUACUGGUCUUUACAAUCAGGCACGUUUAUCGGAUCCACAAUGUUUAAUACAACAACGUGGUGAUGCACUUGAUCAUGUGUUGCUUCAUGGAAUAAGCAGUGAUCCAUUGCCAAAUCCAACACCACCAUUAGCACAGUCUACCACAAAUUUCGAAUCGGUCGAUGACAAUUGUUUACUAUCAAUACCAUCUUUUAUGUCGAAUUUUCGUACAUCAUCAACUGCCCUAUCAUCGCCGUUACCCUCGUUACAACAAACAGAUGAUUUAACAGGUGAUGAACCUCCAUUACCAUUUAAAUACGAAGAUUUGGAACUAUCAUCGGUACAUGCACAAUACGCUGAUAUAAUUGUUGAAACAUUGAAAGUAAUAACAACAUUGCCAUUAAGAACGCAAUUAAAUGGCAAAGGUAUUGACACGAACACAUUAGCAGUAACAGUACUUGCACCAUUACCGGAAACGAAAUUCUCACCAACAACAACCGCUCCAUCAUUAUCUCUCGAACGGGUUGAACAAAGUACAAUAAUACGACCACGAACAAAUUUGAAUCAUUCUCAAACAACACGUAUUCCAAAAAAAGGUCCUCAAAAACGUACAAUAGAAAUAACCGAUAUUGAUGACAAAUAUGAGAUUGAAAAUGUAUCUCCUCCCUCCAAAAUACGCCGAUUGCCUCCAUCGAUUCGUGUAAAUUCCCUUAUUUCUCGUAUUGAAGAUGUUCUCAAGCCGUUCGAAUCAUACGCCGAACAAAAUAUAAUUUCAUUCAUAAAUAUAGCCGAUGAGGACGAUACAAAUAAUAAUGAACUCAAUUAA